This is a messenger RNA of Dendronephthya gigantea, 2507 nucleotides long. Its product is annotated as EF-hand domain-containing family member C2-like. Gene Ontology annotation, molecular function: calcium ion binding. NCBI's taxonomy places the organism in Eukaryota, Metazoa, Cnidaria, Anthozoa, Malacalcyonacea, Nephtheidae. The coding region runs from base 116 to 2326 and encodes 736 amino acids. Gene Ontology annotation, cellular component: microtubule. The record is from RefSeq and is a predicted model, not a curated record. The transcript is spliced from 16 exons. Gene Ontology annotation, biological process: regulation of neuron projection development.
GAUACGUGACGUCGCCUGGUAACAUUAUUGUUGUCAUAGCAAUAUAACAACGCUUCAAGUUCAACAAGAAGGCUGCAGAGGAAUAAUCGAUGUUGUUGUGGUAAAUCAUUGUAAAAUGUCUUUACCUUUCCUCCCAGGACAAGUUUUCGAUAGAAAGCUUGGCAAAUCAAAGUUCCAUAAAUCACAGUUAUUUGACUAUAAAAACGAUGUUCGUUCUUUUGUUGGUGGAGCGAAAAGCGGAAUAGGUGGCGAAGCUCUUCCUGGACAAAAAUUACCUCCUGGACAUAGUGUCUACCCAAAAGGAGUUGGUCCAGAAGCACCUGCAUGGGUGGCAUUUGACAGACAAGUACUUUGUUUCGAUGCAUACUUCCAAGAAGCUGUCCAUGAAAAACGAGAAGAACAAUACAGAAUACGCAAGUGUAAAAUCUAUUUUUACCUCGAAGAUGAUGGAGUGCAAGUGAAUGAACAAAAAGUUGAUAACAGUGGCAUUCCUCAAGGCACACUUAUUAGAAGACAUCGUAUCCCACUACCUCCACCAAAUGAUGAUAAAUUCUACACUGUUGAGCACUUCAAUGUUGGGCAGGAGAUCAAUGUAUAUUCAAAAGUUUUCAAGAUUAUUGGAUGUGAUGAAUUCACGAGAAAUUUUCUUACCAAACUUGGUGUCCGUAUUGGGAAAUCAGAGGAAUUUCCUGAUGAUCCUUACUCUAAACAUCGUACACAGAUGAAAGAAAGCAUGCAGCCCUUGCGUCCUUACGAAAAAGAAGAUACUCUCAAGCAGUUCUUGCAGUAUGAUCGAAGAGUGUUAAGAUACUACUGUCUAUGGGAUGACUCGGAAAACAUGUUUGGCGAUCUUAGGGAAAUGGUUUUACAUUAUUUCUUGGCUGACGAUACAAUCGAAAUUCGUGAAAUAAUUCGAGCUAAUUCUGGCAGAGAUGCAGUUCCCAUGUUUUUGCGGAGACAAAAGUUACCAAAGGAACCAGUAUCAACGUUGCAACCAGGUCGCAUGACCGGCCGAACGGUGUUGAAUGUGUUUGGACCUAUGGGUCAUGGUGGGCGAUGGAUCUUAGACAGCUUAAAGACGGGAGCAGUUUACAUCAAUUAUUACACGGAUGCUGAUCUUACAAUUGGCAGCGUUAUCAAUGUUUGGGGUAGACGAUUUUUACUAUUUGACUGCGAUGAAUUCACCAAGGAACAUUAUCAAACCAAGUUCGGUGUGGACAACUUUCAACCAAUCAAAUACAAAUCAGAUCCACAGCCGGCAAAGCCGCGCGAAAUUCCUCCCUACAAUGGAUUUGGGAGUGAAGAAGAUUCUUUAUGUUCGUGUCUUGGACUCAUCCCGAAACCUCCAAAACGAGACUUCAUUAAGUUCAUGGAAAAAGACAGACAUGGUCUGGACAGCAAUGUUCUUCGUUUCAUGGCAAAGAUGGACUCUGACCGUCCAAUCGAUCAGAACCGUUAUUUCAUAAUAUCCUAUUUUCUUUGUGACGAUACAAUACUGGUUUAUGAACCACCUCAACGAAACUCCGGUAUUAUCGGAGGAAAGUUCUUGGAAAGAAAUCGUAUCAAAUUACCUGAUGGCUCGGGCUACUAUAGCUCUCAGAAUCUUUAUAUUGGUGCUCACGUGGAAUUCCUGAAACACAAGUUUAUUAUCACUGAUGCUGACGAGUACGCUGUAUAUUACAUUGAGAAGAACAAUAAAGAAUACGUGCAAGCCAACAUUCCGAUCAUUUUGUCAAAACUGAGAGAGGUGACAGAUAAGCAUCUCGAAAGUGUUCGUUCAUUCCUCGCUCAGGCUGAUCCGCAAGACUCUGGGUAUAUUAGCUACGAUAAUUUCCGAAAUCUUGUUUUGAAAUUCACGUCAAAUCUCUCCGAACAUGAAAUUUUGUCAGCUUGUCGACAGUAUGGCAGUACCAAGGCCGAGGAGGACAAUUACAAUGCAAUGAUUGCAGCCAUCCAGGAACAACUGCGGAAAGCAAACUACGAACAUUUUACGAAUGUCUACGAUGCUUGCAGACAUCAAGACAUUGAACAAAAAGGAUAUAUUGACAUGUUGGAGCUUCACAAUGUCGUCCGUUCCUUCAAUAUCCCAGCGAAGCAAGAGUUGUUAGAUGCCAUUCUUUUACGUAUGAAGAGAAAUAGUGACGGCCAAGUUGAUUACAAACAGUAUAUUGAUGCUAUCAACUGGCGGGACCAUCCAGUUAACGUCCAUAAAUACGUUCCAGUGUCUAUCGCAGAAACAAAAUCCAAGGAACGUAUUGGACCAUUGGAGGGUGUUAUGGCAGUCAACUAUAAGGCCUUGCUUAAAGAUCUUCUUCUUAAUGACUAAUAACUUUGUGUAAUUUAAGAUGCCAAUACUCUCCGAGUGAAUUUUGCAAGUGUAUAUGUACAAAUUUUAAUGCUGAAAUAAUAAUCUUAUUUUAAAGGACAUUUGAAAUAUGUUUGUAUGUACCCUAAGUGAACUCUUAAGACCCUUUUACAGGUUACACUGUCCCGUGUCAUUUUACAGU